CAAUUGAUUUAAGAUUGAUGAUAUGUGAAACCUAGCCGCCAUCAUCCGGACAGGGCAUGGAAGGUUCAAUUCCAUGAACACACAGGGAGAGGAAAGAGGGAGCCAUUGCUCACUAUGACAGCUUCAUUUGUCAACCACUUCCUGCUUCUCUCUCUCUCUCUCUCUCUCUCUCUCUCUCUCUCACCAAAUCCCUCUACGGCCUUUAGCUAAGAGGGUCAGAACAAACAGCCCCAUAUAAAAUAUGAGUUAUUGAUCUCUCCAUACACUUCCAAAAUUCCCUUGUUCCGAAUCAAACAAACCAACUCAUAAAAGUAUAAAUUCUUCCUAGCGAAGAUUUGGGCAUCUGGGAUUUUCCUGCUUUUGCUUUUUUGCUUUUUUUCCCUGGAAAAUCCGACCGAGAAAGGCCUUUGAUCUUCCUUCCCUCUUCAGUCGUCUUCCGCAUCAAAGUGGGUGUGGUGGGUUUUGCUUUGCUUUGCUUUGGCUGGCUUUCUGACCAACCCAUCACUGCUUUUCCUGCUUUCAAGCUGUUCUCCAAAUUCUCCACACCUCCUAGUUCCAAUUCCCAAUUCCUGGACUGAAAAUUAAUGGGAAAAGCUUCUUCUUAAAGCUUAGCGUGUGUCGUUGAUUGGGUAAGAGUGUGUGUUUGUGUGUGUGGAAUGGUGUGAUUGAAGUCGGAUUGAAUUUAGUUGCGGAGAGGAGAGAUGGUGGUGAGGAAGGUUGGGAAGUACGAGUUGGGAAGGACGAUCGGCGAGGGGACCUUCGCCAAGGUGAAGUUCGCCCAGAACACCGAGACUGGGGAGAGCGUUGCCAUGAAAGUUCUCGAUCGCGGCACCAUCAUCAAGCACAAGAUGGUCGACCAGAUUAAGAGGGAGAUAUCUAUAAUGAAGCUUGUUCGACACCCAUAUGUUGUUCGUCUGCACGAGGUUCUUGCAAGCCGUACAAAAAUCUAUAUUAUCUUGGAGUUCAUUACAGGUGGCGAAUUGUUUGAUAAAAUAGUUCAACAAGGGCGGUUGAGUGAAAAUGAUUCUCGGAGAUAUUUCCAACAGCUCAUUGAUGGUGUGGAUUAUUGCCACAGUAAAGGAGUCUACCACAGAGACUUGAAGCCUGAAAAUCUUCUACUAGAUUCUCAAGAAAAUCUAAAAAUUUCAGAUUUUGGUUUAAGUGCAUUACCUGGACAAGGAGUCAGCCUCCUUCGGACAACUUGUGGGACUCCCAACUAUGUAGCUCCGGAGGUGCUCAGUCACAAGGGUUACGAUGGUGCUGUGGCUGAUGUUUGGUCCUGUGGCGUCAUCCUUUAUGUUCUGAUGGCCGGCUACCUCCCAUUUGAUGAACUUGAUCUUGCAACUUUGUACAUUAAGAUUGAGAGAGCGGAGUUUUCAUGCCCAUCUUGGUUUCCCAUAGGGGCAAAAUCUCUAAUUCAUAAAAUUUUAGACCCAAAUCCUGAAACUCGUAUACGGAUUGAUCAGAUUAGGAACGAUGAGUGGUUUAGUAAGGGGUAUGUUCCAGUCAGACUUCUCGAAUAUGAAGAUGUUAAUCUGGAUGAUAUAAAUGCUGCUUUUGAUGAUCCUGAGGAGCUGCACUCCAGCGAGCAACGUGGGAAUGAAGAGAUGAGUCCACUAAUUCUAAAUGCAUUUGACCUAAUUAUUCUUUCUCAAGGCUUGAACCUUUCAUCUCUGUUUGACCGUGGGCAGGACUCUUUGAAACAUCAGACACGCUUUGUUUCACAGAAACCAGCUAAGGUUGUUCUAUCAAGUAUGGAAGUUGUUGCACAGUCCAUGGGUUUCAAGACACAUAUUCGUAAUUAUAAGAUGAGGGUGGAAGGUCUUUCAGCAAAUAAGACUGCACAUUUCUCAGUUAUUCUGGAAAUAUUUGAAAUAGCUCCCACAUUUUUCAUGGUAGAUAUUCAGAAAGCAGCUGGAGAUGCUGGUGAAUACCUUAAGUUUUACAAGAACUUUUAUAGCAACCUUGAGGAUAUUGUUUGGAAGCCAGCUAGUGAAUCAAGCAAAUUAAGGAUCAGCAAGACGAAGUGUAAAAGGCAUUGAUUUUAUUCCUUGCGACAUUGCCAGAUGUGUGUCCAUACAAGGUUACUUCUUUUAAAUGACUCAUGCAGGUGUUGCUGCGCUGGUGCUCCAGCUUCUGUCCGUGCUUAAAUUUUAUACAACUCCCAGCUUCACCCCCAACCCCUACCCCUGUCAAUGGAGAAAGAUCCCCUCGUUUUUGUAUGAUUAGCGUUUGUAAAUCUGCAUCUAUCGAAAGGGAUCUUUUGCUAUUGUAUGACAUUAUGUAGCCGAAAGGGUGUCCAAGAGUUCAAGUUGUCAAGUAUUGCACCAUUUUGAAUGAAUGGAUUUCUCAUAGUUGAUAAUUUUGAAA
This is a messenger RNA of Malania oleifera, 2370 nucleotides long. Its product is annotated as CBL-interacting serine/threonine-protein kinase 8. Bases 702 to 2042 code for a protein of 446 amino acids. Gene Ontology annotation, biological process: protein phosphorylation; signal transduction. Gene Ontology annotation, molecular function: ATP binding; protein kinase activity. The record is from RefSeq and is a predicted model, not a curated record. Lineage: Eukaryota; Viridiplantae; Streptophyta; Magnoliopsida; Santalales; Ximeniaceae. The transcript is spliced from 14 exons.